AUGCACACUGGCGAGAAGCCUUUCAGCUGUACUGACUGUGGCAAGAGCUUCACACAGCAUUCAGACCUCAAUAACCACCACCAAUCCCACACCAUUGAGAAGCCCUUCAGCUGUGCUGACUGCGGCCAGAGCUUCAGAAAACACUCCAACCUCGUUGCCCACUGCCGAUCCCACACCGGUGAGAGACCUUUCAGCUGUGCUGACUGCAGCAAGAGUUUCACUCAGAAGUCUGCACUCACCAGGCACUGCAGUGUUCACACCACCGAGAAGUCCUUCAGCUGCAGGGACUGCGGCAAGAGCUUCAAACACAGCUACUAUCUCACUAUCCACCACCGCAUCCACACCAGAGAGAAGCUGUUCCCUUGUGCAGAGUGUGGCAAGACCUUUACCACGAGCUCCAAAUUCAUCCAGCACAGACUCCUCCACAGUGGUGAGAAACCCUACAGCUGCGCCCACUGUGGCAAGAGCUUCAGUCAGAGCUAUAGCCUCACCCAGCAUCACCGCACCCACACUGGUGAGAAGCCCUACAGCUGUGCUGACUGUAACAAAAGUUUCACUACGAAGUCCAACCUCACCAAGCACCGUUAUGUCCACAGUGGUGAGAAGCCCACACUGCAGGGAGGGCACAAGUAG
Molecule: messenger RNA, 633 nt
Organism: Pogoniulus pusillus (Red-fronted tinkerbird)
Lineage: Eukaryota; Metazoa; Chordata; Aves; Piciformes; Lybiidae
Product: zinc finger protein 79-like
Exons: 1
Coding region: 1-633 (210 amino acids)
Biological process (GO): regulation of transcription by RNA polymerase II; embryo development; urogenital system development
Cellular component (GO): nucleus
Molecular function (GO): RNA polymerase II transcription regulatory region sequence-specific DNA binding; DNA-binding transcription factor activity, RNA polymerase II-specific
Source: RefSeq, a predicted model, not a curated record